AUGGCGGCCGCCGAUUCAAGCCGGCUCCAAGAAGCCCAGAAGCUUGCCAAGACGGACCCGCGAAAGUCUGAAGCCAUUUACAAGGAAAUCACCUCCAAAGCACCUGCUGCCACGUCGGAUGCGGCCACUCGCGAGUAUGAGUCGGCGCUCAUCAGUCUGGGAGAACUGUAUCGGGACGAGAAGAAGACACAGGAGUUGGUAGAUCUCGUUCGAGAGAGCCGUUCAGUAUUUUCUUCCUUUGCCAAGGCAAAAUCAUCAAAGCUGGUGCGGCAACUGCUCGACCUCUUCAAGGAGAUCCCUAACAGCACCGACAUUGAAGUACACAUCACAAAGGACUGCAUUGAAUGGGCCACCGCCGAGCGCCGCGCAUUCCAGCGCCAGGACCUCGAAGUACGCCUUGUUGCGCUCUACAUGACCAAGCAGUCGUACUACGAUGCACUUACCCUCAUCAACAGCCUCCUGCGUGAGCUGAAGCGCCUCGACGACAAACUCCGCCUGGUGGAAGUCCAGCUUCUCGAAUCAAGAGUCUAUCACGCCCUUGGAAACAUCCCCAAGGCCCGUGCGGCCCUCACCACGGCGCGAACAAGCGCGGCGAGUGUCUACACUCCGCCCCUGCUGCAGGCCAACCUAGACAUGCAGAGCGGCAUGCUCCACGCCGAGGACAAGGACUUUAACACGGCAUUUUCCUACUUUAUCGAGGCACUUGACGGCUACGACAGUCUAGACGAGAGCGCCAAGGCCCAAGCCGCUCUGCAGUACAUGCUCCUUUGCAAGAUCAUGCUCAAUCUCGCCGACGACGUGAACCAGCUCAUGUCCUCCAAGCAAGCAGUCAAGUAUGCCGGCAAGAAUCUCGAAGCCAUGAAGGCCAUUGCCAGAGCACACUCGAACCGCUCCCUGGAGGAGUACGAACGUGCCCUCUCCGCUUACCGGUACGAACUCGGCAGCGACGCCUUUAUCCGCAACCAUCUCCGCCGAUUGUAUGACGCCAUGUUGGAGCAGAAUCUCAUCAAGGUCAUUGAGCCAUUUUCCCGCGUCGAAAUCGACCAUAUUGCCAAGAUGGUCGGCCUCGACACCCAGCAGGUCGAGCGAAAACUGUCGCAGAUGAUCUUGGACAAGGUCAUCAUCGGUGUGCUGGACCAAGGAGCAGGCUGUCUCAUCAUCUAUGACGAGACGCAACGCGACGAAUCGUACGACGCAGCACUGGCAACAAUCGACAAGUUGAGCAACGUGGUGGAUGUGCUGUAUACAAACCAAGCUUCCAUGCUAGAGUAA
Molecule: messenger RNA, 1272 nt
Organism: Metarhizium brunneum ARSEF 3297
Lineage: Eukaryota; Fungi; Ascomycota; Sordariomycetes; Hypocreales; Clavicipitaceae
Biological process (GO): ubiquitin-dependent protein catabolic process
Cellular component (GO): proteasome regulatory particle, lid subcomplex
Molecular function (GO): structural molecule activity
Source: RefSeq, a predicted model, not a curated record